This is a messenger RNA of Solanum verrucosum, 557 nucleotides long. RefSeq lists its product as uncharacterized. Bases 92 to 409 code for a protein of 105 amino acids. The record is from RefSeq and is a predicted model, not a curated record. Lineage: Eukaryota; Viridiplantae; Streptophyta; Magnoliopsida; Solanales; Solanaceae. The transcript is spliced from 2 exons.
CCUUUCUCAUUGCAGCACUUUCUUUAAUUUACAUUGCUGCAUUCAAAAUAAAUACAAAUAAAGGAGGAAAACGUUCUUAGCAAGAAAAAAAAUGGCACCUAAAAUCAUUGUUCUUGCUCUGGUUUUCUUCGCCAUGGUUUGUAUGGCCUCCGCCAUUGAUGAUUCUACAACAGCAGCUUUGAAAGACGCAGCUAAUGCUCCUAUUCCAAUUGAAAACAACAACAUCAUUGGUACGAUUAAUGGGAGUGAUGACAAUGAAGCUGUAGCUGCUGCACCAGUUGGUGGACCAAUUUCUGGAGUUACUUUUCCUGAUAUAAGCCUACCACCAACACCCAAUGGAGCCACCACUAGCACUCUUGAUUUCACCACAAUUGCCACAAUUAUUGUUGCUGUUUCAUUCUUUUUUUAAUCAUGACUGGAGCUUCAAUCCAUGUUUAACAUCUUAUUUUUCUUGGUUACAUAUUUUCCUGUCUUUAAUUUAUGCUACAUGUUAUCUUGGACAAUAUGUAAAAGACAUCAUCUUUGUAAACCAUGAAAUUUUAAUGAAAAAUGAAAAA